Symbiodinium natans is the source of this 936-nucleotide messenger RNA. Lineage: Eukaryota; Dinophyceae; Suessiales; Symbiodiniaceae. The record is from the annotation of a GenBank genome assembly.
AUGGUGACGAUGGUUAUUGUGGACCAGGUGGACAUGAAGCGCCAUGCAGUACUGGAACGGACUCGAGCACAUCAUCACCAUCGCAAAGGUGACCCACUUGAGCUGCUACGCCCGGAGGCCUCCCUCCAUGAUCGUGUGGUGGUCGCGAUGUCAACUGGCCUAGCAGACCAGGAUUCGGCCUAUGACGUGAAGCCUGUCUAUGUGGUAGGCUUGCCCAGCAUGGAGUCCAUUGGAGAUGAGCAUUUUGCGAGCAUCCGGUCCGAGCGCGCUCGCUUGCCCAGCUGGCAGCGUCCAAACCAGGACGAAGCCUUCUUCGUCGAAUUGAAAGACGGCUAUCGCGUGUGUGCUGUCAUUGACGGUCACGGAGCCGAGGGCCACCGCGCAGCGGCAGCCGUCAGGGACUUCCUCCUACGGCGACUGGUGGCUUCCUUGCCGGGCAAGCGAGCAUCCGACCUCAACGAGCACAGGAUCCAGAUCCACACCCAGCUUACAAAGGCCUUAGAGGACGCGCACUACGCGCUCUUCUCGGGCGAAGAGGCGGUGGAUGCCAGGGGCAGUGGCGCGACGGCCUGCGUAGUGGUCUACGACAUGAAGAAGAGGUGGCUUUUCUGCGCCUGGGUUGGUGACUGCCGCUGCGUCCUGGGGGAGUACAUAGACGAAGGUGGAGCCCUCACGGAGGGUCGACGCACCUCCAUCGGAUCGGAAGGCCACUCCUCCUCUGGUGCUUCCAACCGAAGACGGCGGAGGCCGAACAAGGUCACGGUGGCUGGAGUCAGGCUGUCGGAGGACCACACGCUUGCCGACGCCAACGAGCGAGUGCGCGUUUCGCAGUUCGACGUGACCAUCGCGAAUGGGCCCCUAGGGCUGGAUGAGGUCUACCUUUCUGGGCACAAGAUCCCGGGAGUCCAUUGCAGUGGGGACCCCGGAAGCGUGUAG